GAAUUUAUAGAAACCCAAGAGGUUGAAGUAGUGCCAGCACUGUGGGUUAAAGAUGAAAUAUGUCAGUGGCCAGCUCAAUAUAGACCUGAUGAUUUAGGAAAGGCCAUACGAAGUGAGGAGCAGCCUGGACACUUGUGGGACACAUAUCAUGUUCGAAUUUUAUAUACAGCUGCAACCUACAAAGCUGCCCGUCUAAAACUUCCUCAAGCUGAAAUCCACACUGAUCUUCAAACAGCAGAGGAAGAAGAUGCAGAUGAAAAUCCAAAGAAAAAGAGAAAAAGGCUACCAAACAUUCGCUUUGAGAGUGACAGUGAUGAUGAAGAUAUGGUCAAGCAAACAAGAGCAUUGCCUCCAGCCCCAAAGAUAAAAGGACCAAACUUUGAUAUACAGUCUGCAAUAAAGAGACGGGUUCAAAAGCCUGAACCUCACAAGCAGAUGACAAGCCCAGAACCCAGAUGGUCCGUGACAAGUCUUGAGUCCAGGUGGUCUGAAACAAGCCCUGAGUCCAGACGGUCUGCAAUAAGUCCUGAACCCAGUCGGUCUACGACAAGUUCUGAACCACAACGACAAGAUGAAAGUCAAAGACAGCCAGGAACUACUUCAAGUAGUUUUGCUCCUCUUCUGCAUAGACUUCUUACAAAUCAAGAAAUGAUGAUGGAUCAACUCAAAGUGAUUCUAAAGUCCAUGCAGAAAAUGGGUGAACCAGCUCGUGGACAGGAGCCCCUUGAGAGGGAUAUACUGCCGCUAAAAGAUCUUACCUCCCUGCUGGGUCUGGAAAAACGUCUGAGGGAAGAGCCUGACCUCAAAAACAAAAUGAUUACUGCUUUGAGCGUCAUUGGAGGAGUUGACAUUAAGGAUAGCGUUUGGCGAGUUAUGAAACACUGUUUUACCAACUCCCUUGCCAAACAACUCAACUGGCGUGGCAUCAAUGGCAAAACAGCUUUCCACAGACUGCAGCUGAAAGAUGUUAUUACUGGAACUGUCAGAAACAGCAGGCUAACAGCAACGGCCACCGAUCAAGAGAUAGAAUUCUAUAUAAAAAAAAUGGCUUCACCUUGCAGGUGA
This is a messenger RNA of Carassius auratus (goldfish), 1065 nucleotides long. RefSeq lists its product as uncharacterized. The transcript has 6 exons. NCBI's taxonomy places the organism in Eukaryota, Metazoa, Chordata, Actinopteri, Cypriniformes, Cyprinidae. The record is from RefSeq and is a predicted model, not a curated record. Bases 325 to 1065 code for a protein of 246 amino acids.